CCAGGGCCAGGGACCCGCUCCUUCCGAGAGCUCAGACCUCUCGGCGGGGAUCGAGAGGACUCAGCGCGCUGGCGGCCGCCCCUGGCCUCGCUCCCGCUCGCGCUGCAGCCCAUCGCCGCGUCCCGGGCUCACACUCGGAGCGCACGGCUCGUGCCCCGGGCAGCGGCGUGUCCCGGGAGCCCCGAUCGCGGGGCAGGGCGCAGGGCGGCGGCCGGCUGGGGAUGGGCGGCCCGGCUGCGGCGCGGACCGGCGCCGGGGGGCUCCGCGCGCUGCUGCUGGCGCUGGUGGCCGCGGGGGUCCCGGCCGGCGCCUACAACCUCGACGCGCAGCGCCCCGUGCGCUUCCAGGGCCCCGCGGGCUCCUUCUUCGGCUACGCGGUGCUGGAGCACUUCCACGACAACACGCGCUGGGUCCUCGUGGGUGCACCGAAGGCAGAUUCUAAAUAUAGCACUUCAGUAAAGUCCCCUGGAGCUGUGUUUAAGUGUCGUGUCCAUACCAACCCAGACCGGAGAUGCACCGAGCUGGACAUGGCUCGAGGGAGGACUCGGGGUGCUCCCUGUGGGAAGACCUGCAGGGGAGAUCGGGAUGAUGAGUGGAUGGGCGUGAGCCUGGCCCGGCAGCCCAGAGCAGAUGGCCGUGUUUUGGCCUGUGCCCAUCGUUGGAAGAACAUCUACUACGAGACAGACCACAUCCUGCCCCAUGGAUUCUGCUACCUCAUCCCUUCCAACCUCCAGGCCAAAGGCAAAAUACUGAUCCCCUGCUACGAAGAGUAUAAGAAGAAGUAUGGGGAGGAACAUGGCUCCUGCCAGGCCGGAAUAGCAGGCUUCUUCACCGAGGAGCUGGUAGUCAUGGGUGCCCCAGGGUCGUUUUAUUGGGCUGGGACCCUCAAGGUGCUGAAUCUCACAGACAACACGUAUUUUAAGCUGAACGAUGAAGCGAUUAUGAACAGACGGUAUACUUAUCUGGGCUAUGCAGUGACGGCUGGCCAUUUCUCUCAUCCAUCCAUCACUGAUGUGGUAGGAGGUGCCCCACAGGAUGAAGGCAUUGGAAAGGUUUAUAUAUUUAGAGCUGACCGAAGAUCAGGGACCCUAAUAAAGAUCUUUCAGGCAUCGGGAAAAAAGAUGGGCUCCUACUUCGGCUCCUCCUUGUGUGCAGUCGACCUGAACAUGGACGGCCUCUCUGACCUGCUCGUGGGAGCCCCCAUGUUUUCUGAGAUCAGAGAUGAGGGGCAGGUCACUGUCUACCUCAACCAAGGACAUGGAGCCCUUGAGGAGCAGUUGACCUUGACCGGAGAUGCUGCCUACAACGCGCACUUUGGGGAGAGCAUCGCCAGCCUGGGUGACAUUGAUGAUGACGGGUUCCCUGAUGUGGCUGUUGGUGCGCCUGAGGAGGAGGACUUUGCUGGCGCAGUCUAUAUCUACCAUGGUGAUGCCAGUGGGAUUGUCCCCCAGUACUCAAUGAAGCUGUCUGGGAGGGAGAUAAACCCAACCCUGCGGAUGUUUGGGCAGUCCAUAUCAGGGGGCAUUGAUAUGGAUGGAAAUGGCUAUCCUGAUGUCACCGUCGGAGCCUUCCUGUCGGACAGCGUGGUUCUCCUCAGGGCCAGACCAGUCAUUACUGUGGAUGUCUCCAUCUUCCUGCCGGGCUCCAUCAACAUCACAGCACCUCAGUGUCAUGAUGGACAGCAGCCUGUGAACUGCCUGAACGUCACUGUGUGCUUCCGGUUCCGUGGCAAGAAUGUACCAGGAGAAAUCGGUCUGAACUACAAUCUGACAGCCGAUGUGGCACAGAAGGAGAAGGGCCAGUUGCCCAGAGUCUAUUUUGUGUUGCUGGGAGAGACUUCGGGGCAGGUCUCCGAGAGACUGCAGCUGACCCACAUGGACGAGAUGUGUCAUCACUAUGUGGUCCACGUCAAGCGGAGGGUCCAAGAUGUCAUCAGCCCCAUUGUGUUUGAAGCUGCCUACAGCCUGGGUGAGCAUGUGAUUGGUGCAGAAGACCGGGAGCUGCCAGACCUGACACCAGUGCUUCGCUGGAAGAAGGGACAAAGGAUCGCCCAGAAGAACCAGACAGUUUUUGAAAGGAAUUGCCGAUCCGAGGACUGUGCUGCCGACCUGCAGCUUCGUGGGAAACUGCUGCUUUCCAGUGUCGAUGAGAAGACCCCACACCUGGCUCUGGGAGCUGUGAAGAAUAUCUCUCUAAACAUCUCCAUCUCCAACCUUGGAGACGACGCCUAUGAUGCCAAUGUGUCCUUCAACGUCUCCAGGGAACUCUUCUUCAUCAACAUGUGGCAGAAGGAGGAGAUGGGCAUUUCCUGUGAGCUGCUGGAAUCGGACUUCCUCAAGUGCAGUGUGGGUUUUCCUUUCAUGAGGUCAAAGUCUAAGUACGAAUUCAGUGUCAUCUUUGAUACAAGCCACCUGUCGGGGGAAGAGGAAAUUCUCCGCUUCAUUGUGACUGCUCAGAGUGGCAACCUGGAGCGCUCUGAAGCCCAGCAUGACAACACGCUCACACUGACAGUGCCCCUGGUGCAUGAAGUGGACACGUCCAUCACUGGAAUUGUGUCCCCAACCUCCUUCGUGUACGGCGAGUCUGUGGACGCAUCCAACUUCAUUCAGCUGGGUGACCAGGAGUGUCAUUUCCAACCAGUCAACGUCACUCUCCAGGUCUACAACACGGGCCCCAGCACCCUUCCCGGGUCAUCUGUCAGCAUCUCCUUCCCCAGCCGGCUGUCACCUGGUGGCGCAGAGAUGUUUCAGGUCCAGGACAUGGUGGUGAGCCAAGAGAAGGGUAACUGCUCUCUACAAAGGAACCCAACCCCCUGCAUCAUCCCUCAAGAACAAGAGAACAUCUUCCACACCAUAUUUGCUUUUUUCUCCAAGUCCGGAAGGAAAGUGUUGGACUGUGAAAAGCCCGGGAGCUUCUGCCUUACAUUGCACUGCAACCUUAGCGCCCUCCCUAAAGAGGAGAGCCGCACCAUCGACCUGUACAUGCUACUGAACACAGAGAUACUGAAGAAGGACAGCUCCUCUGUCAUCCAGUUCAUGGCUCGAGCCAAGGUGAAGGUGGAGCCUGCUCUGAGAGUGGUGGAGAUAGCUAACGGGAACCCAGAAGAGACUCUGGUGGUCUUCGAGGCCUUGCAUAAUCUGGAACCCCGUGGCUACGUCGUGGGGUGGAUCAUCGCCAUCAGUUUGCUGGUGGGAAUCCUCAUUUUUCUGCUGCUGGCUGUGCUGCUGUGGAAGAUGGGCUUCUUCCGCAGAAGGUACAAAGAAAUCAUUGAAGCUGAGAAAAACCGGAAAGAGAAUGAAGAUGGUUGGGACUGGGUCCAGAAAAACCAGUGACCCGCCAUGCCAGUCAUGUGAUACCCUCAUGUCCCCAUCACCAGCCUGUGGUCCUUGAUCUUUGUAUCUUCCAUAUUUGGAAGAAAGAAAUCUUCUCCAGAUUUUUCGGAGGCCCCACUGAUGCUCUCUUCCUCAUCCUGUCAAGCCCGGUGCCGACCUGAGAUGGCCACCUCCAGCCAGCUCACAGGACUGGGGCCACCACCACUCCCCUUCACAAGAUGAACUCAGAACUUUGGAAAGACAAGCUACAGAGCAAAGCAAUAUUUAUGGAUACAACAUUGUGUGGUCAACCCUCAGGGGAAAACUGUUACCUAAAAGUAUUUUUUAUAAAUGUAAGCCUUUUAUAUUGAUCAUGUCUUUAUAUUUGUAUCAAUGUUUUAUUAUUUCUAUUAAAUAGUUCUAUAAUUCACUCAAGCACUGAAAUCUUGAAAAUACAUGUACCUGCAUACAAAUUUUAAAAGAGAAGGAACUUAUUCUACUUUGGAACUUGUUGUUAGGGAAGGAAAAAAAACUUUGCAGAUAAAACAAACUGAAGAAACUUCAUGAGAUGAAUCCACCAAGCUGGGGACACUGCAAGAGCACCAAGGAUAUGGCAAGCCACCUAAGACAUUUAUUCCCCAUUGUUACCACCUGGAGUCAAGUUCAGAGAGCUUGAAGUAUCUGUGUGUUCUCUUAUGGACCUCUCACUGGGAGAUUCUCAGCAGGGACUGGAAUGGAAAGCCUGGCUUCUCCCCCAGCAGAUGCUCUGUGCCACCCUAAUGCAUGCAGCAGGCACCGAACCCUCCUCUGGAGUCAGCAAGUGCUGGAUGGACAACUGGUCAACCUCGGAAUAGCAUCUCAUCCCAGAUAACAUGUGCCAGAGGUCAGAGCCCAGGACCGAAGCUGUGCUCUCUCAGCAAAGACCUGUGUCUCUGUGUGUAAGCUGUUAGCUUGUGGUAUAACGUUAGCACAAGGCUCUCCGUUUCCUCUGUCACUCUUGAUGUCCCCAACUGGUGGCACUGCAGAUACCUUUCCAGAAAGGGUCACCCCCUAUGGUUUGUGCUUUAUGCCUUAGGUGGAAUUCUCAAGCGUCAAGCCCUAUAGGACUUGGGUGUAAAUAAUUUAUUGAGGAAGUCUUCCCGGAAGGUAACAGUGAGAAAGUUGAGAAUAUAAGACAGGAGAGUGCAGGGAGCCAGGCAGCAGUGUCUCUUCAGGGGACAACCCAUGAGGUGGCUUCAGACCAGUUAGAUCUAGUGCGCAAGUCAGGCUCAGGACCUGGACUUUUGUGAUCCCACUCCUGCAGGGGAGAUAAGCUUUCUGCCCUUAGUUCUUGCUGACAAGAUGACUCGGUCCUCUAGAGGAGAACGUUGGGGGCACCCUCAAGUAAAGAGACCCAGAAAUCAUACAAAGAACUCUGAGCCAAGAGCUUUGGCACCUCCUCCCCCACACAAGGGAAUGCCACCUUCAGCUUUGUGUAACUAAAAUGGCCAUGAGUCUAAGCUGGUCCUAGAAGUCAGUCAUUGUAUCUGACCCGUGACCAAGUCAGACAUGGAGACAGUGGUCACUACAAGAAAGGAAGCCAGUGCACACCUGGCUCUUAAGUUUUAUCAAAAGAAAUAAGGGAAGAAGUCUUAGCUUUAGCAGCCAUGUGCAUCCUGAUCUGUGGGUCAGGCACUGCGCUGGAUGAUGGCGGAUCCCGAGAGCACAAUCACCUCGUGCCUCAGGGUGGUAAGCUCUCCCACAAUAGGUGUGGCGUGUGGAUUCUCAUGAACCCCAUUUGCAGAUGUCCUAUGACCAUCGUGAAUCAUGUCAUGGUUUCCUUUAAUAAAUCAUUUGAGAGUCUCGGGUGGUGAGACCACUACAGAACCAUCUGCAGUUAUAGCAUCCAUCCCCACUGGCUUACUUCCUGCAGCAGUGGAGAAGGAUGACUUCCUCCUUGCUCAGCUCAGCUAGCCUGCGGAGCUGCACCUGAGAAAGCAGGGAAGGCAGGAAGGGCAGACUCAUCUGGAAUCUGGUCCCUUGCGCCUGAUCUCAGAUGGUGAAACAUCUCGAAUAGUCAUGUGCUCAAAAGGUCACUACAACUUCAGGAGGCAGAUUGUAAGAAAACUAUGGUAGCUCUGGAAGCAAAUUCUAAAAAGGCACCAGAGGGGAGAGGAGGCCUCUUUGCCUGUCUGCUAAUGUUGAGAGGUAGGGGUCUAGCUGCCUUGUGCAGAAGCAAGGAAGGGGGUGGGACAUUGUCUUGGAAUUCUCUCAGCUGGGCAGUUCAGCAUCUCCAUUCCAGUCUUCUGCAGGAGAUCAGGAAAGGUGGGCAGGUGGGAUGAUGUGCCUGUGUUACCUCUUUCUAGAACAUUCUUCUAAAAAGCCCGUCGUGUCGCCCAUUGCAGCCUUCCUCUGCCUCUGAGUUCCUUCUGAAGACGUUUUCCAGGGCGCUGUCAUGUGUCUUUUCUUCAGUUGCGUCUUUGGGUUUAACCAGCUCAAGAAAGACUAGAGCAUCCACAAAGUGAGCCCUGCCACAGAGAGGCUAUGAUGAAAUGUAGACACACAAGAACAUUAGCAGGAGGGACGUGUGGAGCCGGUCGAUCGACCAGUGCACACCCUGCGUCCUGUCACUGUGACUCAGGCAGUGCUUUGGCAGGCUGCAUGAAGUCGUCCAUUCAUCCUUGUGCCCCACCACUCAACCCCCAUGCACUAAAUACUGCAUGGCCUACUAAAGCCAAAGGCAAAUGGAUUCUCAAUAAAUAGCAUACUGUUGGGACACCCCAGUGGCCAGUGACCCCUGUUGUGUGCUACCUGUUGAGCCCCAGUGUGGCAGGUGUGGAAAUGUUAUUCACAUUUAUUUAAGGAUGAGACAGCUUUAUACCUGAUUAGCUGGGAAACAUAAACUAGGAAAGGGAUGCCCAAUGUCAACUUCCUGAGAUUUAGAGGCACUACAAAGCAUUGUCAUUUGAUGCAGCUCAGUGACAGAGUGCUUGCCUGACACAGGGAAAGCACUGGGUUCAUUUUCUAGUACCCCACAAAUAGGUUCAUUCCCAGUACCCUCCCUCCCCCAAAAUAGCACUUGGGGGAACCAUCCCGUUGGUAAACAAAAGGCAGAAACUGAAUAUUCUCCGAAUGAUUUCCUGGAGUACACAGAAUUGCAAUCGAUGUGGGUUUGGAUGGAGGAGUAUAUGUUCUAUAAUAACUGAAGGGAGGCUGCAGAACCCUGGGGCCGAGUGAGCCUUCUAGAAUGUCUGCUCGAAGGGAGUGGAGAGUAAGUCCCCAAGGUGCCAUGCUCUCAAUGGCUGAUGUGCAUUUCAGACUAUAAUGUGUUUGGUUUGCUUUGUUUGAUCCUGACGUGCACAGUGUGAUUGGCGGUGUGGGUUUAAGCUUUCUGAGUGAUUUGUUGCUGUGGCAGGCAUCUCUGCUCCCUGCAUGUCUGCAGCUUUCCUGAGGCACAUGUACACGCACACACACACACACACACAGCCCGGGAGGAUUUGGAGAGGGAGGGCUGCCCUUUCUCACUGUGUCUUGUGAACUCAUGUCUAUUUCUGCAGUCACUUCUGAAUCACUUGCACUGUUUGAGGAGAUGCCAGGUUUACAAAAUUAAGUUUGGAAUAAAACAAAAUAUGGCUUCAAAUGA
This is a messenger RNA of Mastomys coucha (southern multimammate mouse), 6933 nucleotides long. It is a transcript of the gene Itga9, whose product is annotated as integrin subunit alpha 9. The record is from RefSeq and is a predicted model, not a curated record. Gene Ontology annotation, biological process: integrin-mediated signaling pathway; cell-matrix adhesion; cell adhesion mediated by integrin. The transcript has 28 exons. Gene Ontology annotation, cellular component: integrin complex; external side of plasma membrane. The coding region runs from base 222 to 3332 and encodes 1036 amino acids. Gene Ontology annotation, molecular function: integrin binding. Lineage: Eukaryota; Metazoa; Chordata; Mammalia; Rodentia; Muridae.